AUGGGGAUGAUCAAUGUUACCGUCCCGUCGUUGCAGAGUUUAUCACUCCAUAUACCUAAUUAUGAUGAUCUGCUAGAUGGGUUAGUGAUAGAUACUCCUUCUUUGAAGUAUUUAGAGCUUACGGACUAUAGAAAGUCGAAUCAUCACUCAUGUUUGAUUGAGCAUAUGCCUAAGCUUGUGGAGGCAAAUGUAGAUGUUAGCAUCCCUGAUAUCGAGAGCCUUAUCGGAUCAAUCACAUCUGUCAAACGUCUCACGUUAUCUUCAGAGGCUGUGUAUGGUGGCAGUUUUGUCUUCAACCAGCUAGAAUAUUUGAAGCUAUGUGCAGACACUGAAUAUGCAUCGAAUCUCCUUGUCCAGUUGCUCCAAGAUUCUCCUAACUUACGAUUUCUAUCGGAAGAUAAUCCAAAUGUUUACGAGGAACAUCCAGAUACAGAUACAGAUUCAGAGAUGUCUCAUGUCGAUCAAGCAUGUAAACCGAGGAAAAAUCUCUCAAAUAAAGAGAGAUGGGCAGUGUACAAUGCUUUGAUGGCGAGAACUAAUGGUGGGAAAAGGAGAAAAACUACAACGCGGGAAGUCUCCGAUUUAUUAUCGGUACCAAUGAAAACGGUGCAAAGAAUUUGGAAUCGGGCAAAAGAAACUUCUCAUGGUGGCGGUGUAGAUGUUUCUCAUAAAAGAGGUAAUUCUGGUCGGAAGCCAAUACCUCUUGAUUUGGAUAAAAUUCCUGCUACUCCAUUACAUAUGAGAACAAAUCUAAGGUCAUUCUCAGUAUCUGUGGGUGUGAGCGCUUCGACAUUACAGAGACGUGUCAAAGAAGGGCUUCUUCGACGUCAUACCAAUGCCAUUAAACCAAGUUUGACGGAGGAAAAUACUAUGAAGAGGCUAGAGUUUUGUUUGUCCAUGUUGGACAAAGACACUUUGUUUCAUGAACCAAAAUUCGUUGAUAUGUACAAUAUUGUACAUAUAGAUGAAAAAUGGUUUUAUAUGACGAAGAAAAUGGAGAAGUAUUAUCUACUUCCAGAAGAAGAAGAUCCACAUCGCACUUGUCAAAGUAAGAAUUUUAUUACAAAAGUGAUGUUUUUGGCUGCAAUGGCUCGACCUAGGUUUGAUGAGGAAGGAAAUGAGACAUUUUCUGGAAAAAUAGGAAUAUUUCCCUUUGUUUCUUUGGAACCAGCUAAAAGGCGAAGUAAGCAUAGAGCUGCUGGAACUCUCGAGUGGAAAGCGUCAACUUCCGUUAAAAGAGAGCAUGUAAAAGAUUUCUUGAUUAAUAAAGUCAUACCGGUGAUUCACGAAAGGUGGCCAAAAGAAGAUCUGGGGAAGACUAUUUUUAUUCAACAAGACAACGCAAGGACGCAUAUUAAUUGUGGUGAUAAGGAUUUUGAAGAAGCUGCUUCCAAAACUGGUUUUGAUAUCCGAUUGAUGUGUCAGCCACCGAAUUCACCAGAUCUAAAUAUUUUGGAUCUUGGAUUUUUUUCUGCCAUUCAAGCUUUACAACAUAAGGCCUGCCCCAAAACAGUUGGAGAUCUUGUUCGUGCCGUGAAAGAGUCAUUUGUCGAAUACCCUUCUAAAAAGGUAAAUUAUAUUUUUUUAACUCUUCAAACAUGCAUGAGAGAAAUCAUGAAGGCUGGAGGAACGAACAAGUACAAAAUACAGCAUAUGCAGAAAGAUACACUCGAAAGAGCUGGUCUCCUUCCUAUUCAAAUCGGGUGUGAUGCUUCACUAGUCCAGAAUGUGAUGGACAUGUUGGAGUUAGCAAAUUAG
This is a messenger RNA of Microthlaspi erraticum, 1758 nucleotides long. The record is from the annotation of a GenBank genome assembly. Lineage: Eukaryota; Viridiplantae; Streptophyta; Magnoliopsida; Brassicales; Brassicaceae.